AUGCUUAAAAAUAUCACCGAACUCUUUCUUUCUUUCUUUCUUUCCAAUACUAAUAUUUCUUUCUUUCUUUCUUUCUUUCUUUCUUUCUUUCUUUCUUUCUUUCUUUCUUUCUUUCUUUCUAAUACUUUUCUUUCUUUCUUUCUUUCUUUCUUUCUUUCUUUCUUUCUUUCUUUCUUAGACACUAAAACAAUUGUGGUUAUGUUUCUCUUUCUGUGCCGUUUCUCUUUACCUAUUUCUCAACCCCCCUUCCUUUAUCUCUUCCCCUAUCUCGCUCUUUUUUUUUCUCUCUCUCAGUUCAUUUCUUCUUGUAAUAUUCAUAAUGUUUUUCUCAAUAGAUUGUUCUUUCUCUCUCUCUUUCUUUCUUUCUUUUUUCUUUCUUUCUUUUUUUUUCUUUCUUUCUUUGUUCCUUGCAAUCUAAAGUUUUUCUUUCUUUCUUUCUUUGUAAUUCUUUCCUUCUUUCUUUCUUUCUUUCUUUCUUUCUUUCUUUCUUUCUUACCAUCUAAAGCUUUUCUUUCUUUCUUUCUUUCUUUCUUCCUUCCUUCUUUUCUUUCUUUGAAUAUAAAUCUUUCUUUCUUUCAAUAUAAAUCUUUGUUUGUUUCUUCCUUUCUUUGA
This is a messenger RNA of Acanthosepion pharaonis, 612 nucleotides long. Lineage: Eukaryota; Metazoa; Mollusca; Cephalopoda; Sepiida; Sepiidae. The record is from the annotation of a GenBank genome assembly.